Messenger RNA from Leptosia nina, 903 nucleotides. NCBI's taxonomy places the organism in Eukaryota, Metazoa, Arthropoda, Insecta, Lepidoptera, Pieridae. The record is from the annotation of a GenBank genome assembly.
AUGUCAGAGGAGUUGGACAGACAUGGGGAGUCGGCGAGCGACAGCGUCGCUGGCGGUGGCGUCACAAACGUGGCGCGUGUGUUAUUGACCCCUGUCCAGCUUGACACCGCAUCCGCGGAACUUCGUACCGCGUGGAAAAACCAGGACUCGUAUAUUGACCAUCUCGAAACAUUGAACAAACAGUUGGAAGGCAGCUUGGAAAAGGCGAAAGGUAUAGAAGAUAGGAUACGACAGCAAUAUGCAGAAUCCCAACAUCGUGAAAAAGUCCUUGUGAGGCGGCUUGCAGCCAAGGAACAAGAAAUUCAAGACUAUGUAAGUCAAAUAACGGAACUCAAAUCAUCACACGCCAGCUUAAAUGGAAGGCCAUCAUUAUUGGACCCAGCUGUUAACAUGCUUAUUCUAAGGCUAAAACAAGAACUAACAUCCACUAAAGCCAAGCUUGAAGAAACUCAGAAUGAACUAUCAGCGUGGAAGUUUACACCUGACUCGAAUACAGGAAAAAAAUUAAUGGCUAAAUGCAGGCUGUUGCACCAGGAAAAUGAAGAUCUGGGAAGGAUGACGUCUAGUGGAAGAAUAGCAAAGUUGGAAGGUGAUCUAGCGUUACAGAAAAGUUUCAGUGAAGAAGUUAAGAAGUCACAGUCAGAAAUGGAUGAGUUCCUACAAGAAUUAGAUGAAGAUGUGGAAGGAAUGCAGAGCACAGUGUUGUUCCUCCAGCAAGAGUUACGCGCUACGCACGCAACAGUGAAUGGUAACAGGCCGUCAACUCCAGCUGACAAACGGACUUAUUCCGGUAGUGAGUGCAGUGACACGCCUGUGGGCAAGAGACGCCGCGCUUCCGUACUAUCUUUAGACUAUAAUGAAGAGGAAGAACCUCUCACUGUGACCAACGGUGAAGCAGACUAG